UGUGUCUCCGGCAUCUGUUAUCUCGCAAUUCACAAUCAGCAAUGGCUUCGGUUUCUUCCGGUCCUCGAACUGUAGAGGAGAUCUUCAAAGAUUACAGCUCUCGCCGUGCUGGAAUCAUCCGUGCUUUAACUUAUGAUGUGGAUGAAUUCUAUGGCCUUUGCGAUCCAGAGAAGGAAAAUCUGUGCCUAUAUGGGCACACAAAUGAAACUUGGGAAGUAAAUCUUCCAGCUGAGGAAGUUCCACCGGAACUUCCAGAGCCAGCGCUUGGGAUCAAUUUUGCUAGGGAUGGAAUGAAUCGAAGAGAUUGGCUUUCUCUAAUUGCCGUGCAUAGCGAUUGUUGGUUGCUAUCUGUGGCUUUCUACCUUGGGGCCAGGCUGAACCGCAAUGAAAGGAAGCGACUCUUCAGCAUGAUCAACGAGCUGCCAACUGUCUUUGAAGUGGUGACUGAAAGGAAGCCUGUCAAAGACAAGCCUAAUGCUGACAGUGGAAGCAAACCUCGUGGUAGCACAAAAAGAUCUAGCGACGGCCAGGCUAAAAGCAACCCACGGCUUGCAGAUGAGAGUUUCGAAGAGGAUGAAGACGAACACAGUGAGACACUCUGCGGAACCUGCGGUGGAAACUACAACGCGGAUGAGUUCUGGAUCGGGUGUGACAUAUGCGAGCGCUGGUACCACGGGAAAUGCGUGAAGAUAACCCCUGCCAAAGCUGAGAGCAUCAAGCAAUACAAAUGCCCUUCGUGCAUGAAACGAGGCAGGCAGUAGCUGUCUCCGUCGCCACUUCAACUCAAGAGAGACCCAUUCUGUUCAACCUGGUGACUAACAAGGUAUAUUAGUAAUAUCGCAUUUUGACUGUUUGUAGACCGUAACUGUUACUCUCUCCGUCCCAACUAAGUAGAGGCAUUUUCCUUUUUUUGACAAAAAAAACAAAACAUCUAAUCGCUCUUACUAUAUUCCAUCUCCUACUUUACUCUCUCUUUAUCUUUCCUACCUUCAUUCCCCUCUCCUACUUUUCAACACAAUUUCUUAAUCUCGAGCCCAAAAGUUUUGGCUCAACUUAGGUGGGACGGAGGGAGUAUGUACUAUGAAGAAGGCUUGCUUUCUUCUUCCUCCGUUUUAGGUGCUUUGAUUUUAAUGUACUAGUUAUUUUAAUGUAGUAGUAGUGGAUUUUAUAUAUUUUCUCGGAUUUCAUUAUUCCGUGGUUAAUGAGACUGUUAUUCCGUAGUUCA
Molecule: messenger RNA, 1225 nt
Organism: Salvia hispanica
Lineage: Eukaryota; Viridiplantae; Streptophyta; Magnoliopsida; Lamiales; Lamiaceae
Source: RefSeq, a predicted model, not a curated record